AGGAUCCGUAUAUCCAUACAAAGACAUAUCCUUGCACUCACACCCUGUAAAAGCUUGCAAGAUGGAUUACUCUAAAUUGCCAACCCCGUCGCACUGCACUGCCGAUUUCUGCCUCAUUCCCAUGGGCACCGCUACUGCUUCGGUCUCCAAUGAAGUAGCUGCUGUUCAACGCCUCAUGAAGGCAAGUGGGUUGAGCUACACGAUGCAUUCUGCCGGCACCACUGUUGAGGGAUCAUGGGAUGAGGUAAUGCACCUCAUCGGUCAAGCUCAUUCUUUGGUCCACCAAACUGGUGUCCUUCGAGUGCAGACUGACAUCCGCGCUGGCUCAAGAACCGAUAAAACGCAAUCCUUUUCCGACAAGGUCGCCAAGGUCCAGAGCAUCCUAGCUGCGGAUGGCAAGACGGAAUAGGAGGGAGCUGUGGCCACUGAGCCAGCGGCUGAGACGGAAGGACCAGCAACAACCGCAGAACCCGUCUACCAACCAGAGAACCUGGACCAGUAUGUUUUGAAGGUAGAGUUAUUCUAGAUUGUGAGGAAUCCAGGGAAGUGGGAGGCGGCAGCAGCAUUGGACGCUCAGAGUGGCUUCCGAACCCGUUGCCUUCGUUUGUAUAACUCAAAAUCAUCCAACCUCUAGAAUUCCAACUGGCGAUCCUCUCUAAUGUUAUAUGCCUCAUAUUGCAUCCUCUAUAUUUGAAGAGGACUUUCUAUGACGAAGU
Messenger RNA from Amorphotheca resinae ATCC 22711, 716 nucleotides. RefSeq lists its product as hypothetical. Bases 62 to 409 code for a protein of 115 amino acids. The record is from RefSeq and is a predicted model, not a curated record. NCBI's taxonomy places the organism in Eukaryota, Fungi, Ascomycota, Leotiomycetes, Helotiales, Amorphothecaceae. The transcript has 4 exons. Gene Ontology annotation, cellular component: cytosol.